GUGAUAUCUGUCUAUAUCUGCAAUCUUGUUAUCGGUUAGUGUUAUGAUAUCAUAACAGUCUCCCGGCGCCAUUAGAAAAUGUGAAAAGUUUAACUUUAAAAUGGAAUUUAACAAUUUGUUUAUAGUCCUAACUUGUUUAUUGUCAGUGAGGUACAGUUUAACUCAAGUGAUUCAGUUUGGUUCCUGUCCACAGGUUGAAACUGUUACAUAUUUCCAGUUGGAAAAGUUCCUAGGCCGGUGGUAUGAGAUCGAGCGGUACCCAGCAUGGUACGAGAAGGCCGGGCGAUGCGCCUACAAAGAACUGAGGCAGUGUGGUCGGCGGAUCUCGAUACAGCAUGUGUUCGUGAGAGACGACAUCGAGUAUGUACUUCAUACGAACAGCACUUACGACCGGGGAGCUGAGGCGGUAUUUGUGGUAGCUGGGAAUAACGUUGAUCCUAUCGGUAUUCCGUUCCUAGUGGUGGCGACGGACUAUGCUAAUUUUGCAGUGGUGUACGGCUGCGUAGACAAUAUCGACGAAAACCUUAAAUAUCUUUCCACUUGGAUCCUAUCAAGAGAGCGAACACUCGACGCUGCUCGCAUGAAAGAGGCCUAUGACGUCAUCAGGUCCAUACCCGGGUCCAGCCCGGUGUACCUGCAGUCUGUGGAACAGGACGAGAGGAAAUGUGGACACAUCUGGACAGCGCAUGUGCAUGCGCAGAACAUGACUGCGAGCGAGUUUGAGGAAAUUACACAAUUUUUAUAGUCGCGAA
Plutella xylostella (diamondback moth) is the source of this 752-nucleotide messenger RNA. Its product is annotated as lopap. Gene Ontology annotation, biological process: lipid metabolic process; response to reactive oxygen species. Lineage: Eukaryota; Metazoa; Arthropoda; Insecta; Lepidoptera; Plutellidae. The record is from RefSeq and is a predicted model, not a curated record. Gene Ontology annotation, molecular function: pigment binding. Gene Ontology annotation, cellular component: cytoplasm.